This is a messenger RNA of Beta vulgaris subsp. vulgaris (sugar beet), 1579 nucleotides long. Its product is annotated as dolichyl-diphosphooligosaccharide--protein glycosyltransferase subunit 2. Gene Ontology annotation, cellular component: membrane; oligosaccharyltransferase complex. The record is from RefSeq and is a predicted model, not a curated record. NCBI's taxonomy places the organism in Eukaryota, Viridiplantae, Streptophyta, Magnoliopsida, Caryophyllales, Amaranthaceae. Gene Ontology annotation, biological process: protein N-linked glycosylation. Bases 406 to 1167 code for a protein of 253 amino acids. The transcript is spliced from 6 exons.
CCAUGUGGGAGGAGAGAGAUAGAAAGAGUUUAUUGCCCAAAAAGGAAGUGUACCAAGUAAUAUGAAACUUCCCACAAUGGAAAGUGUAGUGAGUAUUUUGAAACGGAGGAAGUAUCUACAUUUUUUUUCUAGUUGGAAUUUCUUCAUCGACUAGUAACUGAUGUGCCUAUAACUAUUGUAUUAGGAUUUAAAAUAUGAUGGUGAAUUUCAUGGAUUAGAUGCUUUUCCAAAAGAUUUUGAUGUCGGAAAGUACAUCUUUGAUUUCAAGGUGUCAUUCUUUUAUACUUUUAGCUAAUUAGUUACAUCUUUCAUUGGGCUAGUGCAGAGAUUGACCAUUAUUGUUUUUCUUUUUCUUUAUUUUUUUGCUGGACUUGGGGUUAGGUUGUUCUCAAUUAUUCAGAUGAUAUGGGUAGAUAUAAACAGGUAGGACGAAGUCGGUUCGAAGUUUAUGUCACAGGAGAAAUCAAAGUUGAAAAUGUUGAAAUAGCAAUCCUUGAUACUGAUCUUGGCAAUGUUGAGCCUCCUAAAAAGUUAAAUUUGUCUGCAGAAAGUUCAGUGUCCUUGUUAGCAAAUCAUCUCCAGAAGCUGCGUCUCUCUUUUCAGCUGGUCUCACCUCUUGGGAAUGCAUUUGAACCUAAUCAGGAUUUCCUUGGACUAAUGGACAAGCUGUACUACCUUUCUGGCAAAUACAAUCUUCAACUAAUUGUUGGAGAUGCUGUCAUGGAAAAUUCAUUCUUAUGCUCCUUGGGUCAUAUUGACUUGGAUCUUCCAAAAGUACCGAAUAAGGCAACUCGUCCACCUCCUCAGCCAACCGAUCCUCUCCUGAGGUUCGCACCUAAACCAGAAAUAACACACAUAUUCAGAGCUGCAGAAAAGUGCGCACUCAUGAAACUAUAUCUUGCUUUCUUGGUCCUUGUCCUUGUUCCACUUGCAGGAUUCUUAAUUGGGUUGUGUCGUCUUGGGGUUAAUCUAAUGAACUUCCCAGCAUCACGAGUUGCGGCUACUUACGCUGUACUCUUUCAUGUUGGCAUUGCUGCUAUACUUUGCUUUUAUGUGCUUUUCUGGUUACAGUUGAACAUCUUUACGAUGCUGCGUAUCCUGUUCUUCUUGGGAAUUUUCGUGGUAUAUGUUGGUCACAAGACACUAUCCAAAUUGAAAUUCUCCUAACAAGGAGCAUCAUUUCUUCGUGAUAGGUUAAAGGUUGUUUAUGCUGAUUUUUGUCUAAACGAUAAGAUUCGAUAUGGGACGACAACAAUCAGAUUGAUAUGAUGUAUGCUAUGCAAAUGCAAAAAGGGAAUCAAUGGGGAACGACACAAAGAAGUGUUGAUGCAGAAAAACCCCAAUGAAGGUGGGUAAAAGACCGCGUGUGGAAAUGAGUCCAUCAAUCCACUAUAUGCAAUUGUUGCUGAGAGUGAACGACAAUUAGUACACCCUAAGAUAAUUGUUCUAAGUACAAGGAUUGUUUACUUGAGUAAAAUAGUAUACUUUAUUGGAAAUGUAAAGUACAUGUAUAUCAUCAAAGAGUAGCCAGUGUAUUUUUUUGUGUGAAGUGUGUGUAAGAAUAGUGCCUUGAAUAGUG